CUUGUUUCCACAGCCGUCCAAUAGUCCCCCCACCUCCCACGGCUUCCAAUUAGAUCAAUAACUCUUAAACAAAGAAAACCCAAUUUUUCUUUCUGUUUUCCAGAAGCUUUCUCUAUAACUUCCCCAAAUUCCCUCGAUCCCUCGCCGUAAGUUAUUCACUUUCUUGCAGGUUGAAUCCAAGCAAUCAAUUUUAGGGUGCUGUGUUGUAUUUUAUGCUCCAAACCUGAAAUCGACGUUGUAUUCUGUUUUGUUCUGCUCUUUUUUUUAUUUUUUAGGUUUGUUGUUUUUUUUCAUUCUUCUGAUUUCCGCCUUCCGACUGUGUGUUAUCAUUUAAAAGAUACCGAAAAAGAAGAAAGAGAAAGAGGCAUACAUCAGUCUUCCCGAAAGUAUCAAAAUUUACCAAAACCCUAAGGAUCAGGAACUAAAAAACCCUAACCUGAAUGGAUCCUUGCUCAGAAAGCUCUAGCAACAGUCCCCAAGAUUCCGGUAACGUCUCCACUGUUGCAUCUGGCUCCUCCACCUCGUCUCCAGCAGUGACCAUCACCCCUAGCCGCUACGAGAACCAGAAACGCCGGGACUGGAACAUCUUCUGCGAGUACCUGAAAAACCAGCAUCCACCACUCUCUGUUUCACAAUGCAGUAGUGCAAAUGUGCUUGGAUUCCUUUCUUACCUUGACCAGUUUGGAAAGACUAAGGUUCAUAACUUGACAUGUCCGUUUUAUGGGCAUCCGACAACGACAGACCCUUGUCCUUGUCCAGUGCGACAAGCUUGGGGUAGUGUGGAUUCUUUGAUUGGCCGUCUUAGGGCGGCUUAUGAGGAGGACGGUGGUUCAUAUAAGACGAACCCUUUUGGGGCUGGAGCCGUGAGGCUUUACCUUCGAGAGGUUCGUGAGUCGCAAUCAAAAGCAAGAGGGAUCAGCUAUGAGAAGAAGAAACGAAAACGGUUGCCUCCACAAGGUGAUGUUUCUUGAAGUCAACAAAACACAAAUGAAGCAGGUACAAGUCAUUGGAUGUGAAGAACAAACAGAAUCAAAAGUGACAAGAACAAUCGAGAAAAGAUCACUACUUCCACGUUUGAUAUAUCUAUCAUGAGUAAAAGUCAAUUCCAAUUCCGACAUUAAUGGUUUUGAUCCCAAAGCCUCCUCAGAGCUCAAAUCCUUACUUGAAUCCUAUGCAAAGUUUCUACAACUCCCAUUCCACAAUGCAGUGGAGCUUGUUACCAGUGUUGCAUCCGGUCAAAAACAUUUGGAUGUUUUUUCUCCAAAUCUGAUUGACUGGAUGAACUUUGCUGUGUGUUUAAACGCCUGGAAUCUGAAUUCCAACGGAAUCACAAUUCCGAUGAAUUUAUGUUCAUUACAACAACAAUCUGUUUCUUCAAAGAUAAAAACCUCAAAACCGUUAGUAUCUUUCCCGGGAACCGACCUUUCCAUUCUUGUCCAUUUAGUGACGGAGCCGCUGACGUGGCACGGUCUCAUCAUCCAGUCAUGUGUCUGGUCAGCUCUUCCAUCCAGUAAAAAGAAGAAGAAAAUUCAAUUGUAUCACUAAAUAACACGAUUGAUGAAGUUUCUAAAUGGUUAAAAGAACAAAUCAAUAAGUCAGUUGAUGGGGACAUUGACAUUUUACUUUCGUCUAUGUCAAUAACAUUUACCCUUCGUCUAUUAGUUGUGUUGAUGGUGGGCCCGGCCCCGGAAAAGUUAGGAUUCUUGAAAAAUUGGUUUCGUUCGGUUGAUGAAAGUAUUGUGGCAAGGAAGAUGAUAAAGGUUUUGCAGGGACUGAAACUUCAAAUAUAAAAAGAUUUGGUGAGUGGGUCCAUGAGGUUAUUUGUACAUACACAUUUCAUAUUUUGUAAAUUGAUGGCGUUUUGCUUUUGGAGAUUGGACUUUUUUAUAUAUAAAUUGUGUUUGUGUUUUUUGUUUUAA
Lactuca sativa (garden lettuce) is the source of this 1919-nucleotide messenger RNA. RefSeq names its product protein LIGHT-DEPENDENT SHORT HYPOCOTYLS 3. Lineage: Eukaryota; Viridiplantae; Streptophyta; Magnoliopsida; Asterales; Asteraceae. Gene Ontology annotation, biological process: response to light stimulus; mRNA transcription. Gene Ontology annotation, cellular component: nucleus. The record is from RefSeq and is a predicted model, not a curated record.